AUGUCAGAGGUGGUCAAAAGAAAAGUUUUGGGAGGAAGAGGAGCUAUGGGAAUAGUGAAUAGUUUGCGUCGCCAGCUAACACACCUGGUGAAUUGGGAAUUAAGUACGUCCGUGGAUGAAAGUUCAACAUUAAAUCUUCUCAGAUUGCUUUUAAACAGCGUGGGGUCUGAACACUUUAGAAGUAUGUCGGCUGUGGAAAUUUUACAAUGUUUGGAUAAUGUAAUGAAAGUUGUUUUAAAGAGAAGAACAAGAAGUAGCUGGAUAUUGCUGCUGAAUAAUAUAGGUAAAAAUAAUGUUAUAUUUAGAGACUAUAUAUUAUACUGUACUUUAGAGCUAUUGAAAUAUGAGGAUAAAAGUGAAAUACUACAAAGUCUGGAUGCAAAAUGCAUAUACUGGAAAUUGGGCAAUAACUUCCUCUAUACCUUAUAUAGUUUAAUACUAAGAGAUGACACAGAAAAUGAUGAUAUUAAGAAAUGUAUGAUGAGUUGUUUAGCUGAGGGGAUUUCCCCUCCAAGAGAACUUCUGGAUCUAUAUUUGAGUAGGAAUUCCUGUAAGGAUUUGUCAUUACUUACAGGAUUUAAGGUUACAUCCAAUUUGUUGGGAUAUUUAACAUACAACCUAUCAGAGAUCGAAAGGCUAGAUGAAAUGGAAGUGCAGGACUAUCUUGAGGUUUUUUCAGGUCACCAAAAAAGUCUGGAGAGAAAAAUUAGUUUGGAAGCUAUUAGAAACCCAUUUAGUGAUGUUCUUAGUAGAGCAUUAAUGAAUGUGAUUAAAAAAGGAGACAGCUCCGAAAUUGCUGAGGGUUUUUUUCAUCAUUUGAGUUUGGUUUAUUUGAUCGAAAGUAUUGAGUGUUCUCCUUGGAAUCUUAGACUAUGGAGGGAACUUUUGGAAUAUUUAAAUAGAAUACUUACUUUUCUUUCAUUAACUUGCGUUCUGGACAAUUUUUUUAAAACUGAAGGUAGAGUAUUGAGAAACUUAACAAUAAGUUCAAUUUCACAGAAGGAUUCUCUUCAAGAGUUGGUCUCAUUUUUUAGAUUAAAUUCCAAUUCAGAAUCUGAUGGUAAUUUUGAUUUAGUACAAUUACACAAAGUGGAACCUUUAAUUAGGUCAAUUGUGAUCAUAAGAAAAAAGCUAAUAAACAGAGAUUCCUACUGGAGAUACUUUAAUUUUGAGCAUAUUAGCAAUAUUAGAUCAGAAAUGCAUAUAAUCAGGUUCCAGAUCUAUUCAAUUCUGGUCUUAAUCAAUCAUUCUAGCUUAUACUUGAAAAAUCAUUUAAAUAAAACUGACGAUUCAUUUAAUUUGUUUGACUCAGAAAAAAACUCCGAAGCACACUUAGAUCUGGAUUUUCUUCUAAAAGUAUCAGAAUAUAAUGAUUUUGAAAGUUCUACCUCUGUCAAUCAAGAAAACAUCAAAUUGUUUCUUUUCAUUUUACCAGUUUCCCUUCUAAAUCUGUUUGAAAAUAAAGAGGACGCAAAAUCAGCUUUUGAAGCUGUUCAGAAUAGCAGUUUACCUGAAAGUACUCGAAAUAGAAGUUUUUCAAGUCUUUUUGAUCUUUGGACUAAAUUGGAGAACAAACAUACAAGGAGAAUAGAUUAA
Cryptosporidium ubiquitum is the source of this 1596-nucleotide messenger RNA. RefSeq lists its product as uncharacterized. The record is from RefSeq and is a predicted model, not a curated record. Lineage: Eukaryota; Apicomplexa; Conoidasida; Eucoccidiorida; Cryptosporidiidae. The transcript has a single exon. Bases 1 to 1596 code for a protein of 531 amino acids.